AACAGAUGCACAUGCAUCAAAACGCUAUCUUAUCAUUGAGAUUGUCUAAGGUAAACUCUGAAGCGACAUUUCCUCGUGGAAGUAAAGAAAACUAAGAUAUUUGAUUAAUAUUUCUCUGCAUUGUAAAGAAAAACAGUUGGAUUGAGAUCGUUUGAAGACGAAAUGAUGAUAACUUGGUCGAUGUCCAGGUUUGCCAGAUUAGUCUUCUAUCGAGAAAGCAUUCUUUGGCGCUGAUGAAACAGCUCAGAACACUUCGAUGAGAAGUAUGUGGAUAGCCAAGAUACUUUGAUGACUUCCAAACUAGAUGAAAAAUGUGACAAGAAUAGGAUGUUACAGGGAACUCCAUAAGCAGGUAGAGGCAUGCAUUCGCCCACGAAUCCUCCUCAACGUCAAACUAAAUGGAAAAGACGUCUGCAUAGUCUCCAGAAUUCUUUUCGAUCUUCUUUUCGAUCAAAAAGUAGCCAUUCAAGCAAGGACAUCAAACAAGACGAUCAAAUAGGAAAUGCAGGGAAUAAAAUCGAUGGGAAAACAGUCACAAAUGUGUCUAACGCUCACCAUGACAAUGAAGACAUGUACACUGAUUUAUCUUGGCGCGAAAAUGGGGCUGAACAAAAACACACCAAACUGUCAAACCUCAACAAAAAACAAGACAAUUAUAAGCCUAUGUCAACAGGCAAAGUACAUUCUAUGCAUGGGAAAACAUUCGUUGAUGGCAGGCGAAGGGAUAAGUGGAGAAAUCACUACUCAAAUAACAAUCUUUGUGACAUCGAAACUGACGAUUUUCAUGAUCGAAGGAUUAACAGUCAUUUUGACUUGACUUCAACAGCGAUCACUUCUAAACAGGAUCAUGACUCGGCCAAAGUAAAAACCACUCUAUCUCGACCUAAGAGCUUAAAUAUACUUUCAAGUUUGUUUAAUCGUUCAAGUGGACAAAGGACAAAUUCCAAACCGAAGCGUGGGAAAUUUAGAGCUGAAUCAUCCCAUUMCACAACAGAGCAGUUUGUUGGGCAGUGUUCGAGUUCCAGUGGUAAAGACAAUUAUGAUCCCGCGUCGAUUGAUUCUGGAGAUGAGUUUCUUGAUACUGAUGGUAGUUAUCUAAAUGUCAAGAGGUAUUAUUCACUAAAACGUUCAAGAGCAUCACUGAUAUUUCCACCCACUUCGGAACGAAAUCAUAAACCCGUACAAUUUCGAGAAAAAUCGAGUACUUUCUGUGGUGUUCAAGAGCCAGUUAAGUUUGACGGUCCAAACUGUAAUGCUAAUGCUGUAGUUAAUCACGCAAGAUUAGCGAAAACACGAAAGUCACCGAUUCGAAAAAGGCGAACAGUAUCGUUGCUCGUUCCACUUCCAUCGUCCUCGCUUGAGCUCCUCCAACCAGAAGUUGUUACAAAUACGUGUGUGCAACCACUUAUUGGAACUAAUUACACCCAUUUACGGUAUAAAGGAGCUGCAAUUAGUAAUAUUCGCUGUAUCACAAGGACUUUAAGCAUGUCAAAAUUUAGUAACAUACCUUCACUUGGUGUAAGUUAUGUUGAUAACAACGGCGUAGAGAAAACGUUAGUUAUUCUYAAUGGAAACGCAACCCAAAGUUGUUAUGAUUUGCUGAAACACAAGGAACGUUUGUCAAUACCUUUUAAGAUACAUCGUGGCCUCGAGAAGAGCCGAGAAUUAGUAAAUAUGGGUAAUAGCUCUGGAAGACUGGAGCGUUCAGCCUCGUAUGGCGAUAUUUUAGACCAUAGAGGUAGUCUUAAGCCUUCUAGUUCGACUCCUGACCUGUUCGUCCGASGYACCUCCUAUACCCUCACACGAGAUCCUAAUGUGAAGARAACUAAAAAGAUGAGUUCAAUGUUGAAAGGACUGUCUUUAAAGCGACAUACUUUAGCAGUUAAUUCUAAAAACCCAAAGAAAGACAAGGGUCGUAAGUUCUUUGGAUUAGAAAGUCAUCACGAAAAGAUCGAACAAGAUUACAACAGUCACUUAGGACUUCGUUUGGCAGGUUGUAAUAGCUUAAGCCGCAGUAUGGAUUGUUUAUCAGAUCUUCAGAGGACGAAAAUUCCACCUGUUCAAGGAGAUUCUGAUUUGUUUAGUCAUAAAGUUGGUUCAAAUUCCAUGAACCAAUACGAAACCGUUCAACCUAGAAACAGAGCAACAACAAACCCAAUCCUCGAUACUUUUGCUAGUGAAUCUGAUGGGGAUGAUUCCAGUGUAGCUUCCAACGAUUCAUGGAUCGAUUCUCCUAAUGUUAAAACAAUAAUAAUACGAAGAGGGUCUCAACCAAAUGUAAAAUCUAAUUCCACAACUGCAGACGAAUUACCGAGCAGCCUACCCGCKAACGUAGAAAAAUCUACUCGUCAGUGGAGAGGUCCACUUUACAACAGUACUCCCAUUGCAAGGAUGUCAACACUAGAACGAGAGAGAUCGAAAAGUGCUGUUUCCGAUGAUCCAGAAGUCCCUCCCCCUGUUCGUCCACGAAUCCAAAGCUUAGAGGAACUUUCUCCGGUGACUGCUGAAGUUAUCCUUAGAAAAAAGAAAUCACUUGCGAGUCGAAUAAUUAGGUUAAAACACAGUACUUCAGUUCCUGGAGAGGAGUACGUAACUGAGAAUAACAAUACUAAACGAUACUCCUUAGGAACCGACACGGGUGACCUUCUAGAUGGCCCUGUACCCCUGACUGCUUUUAAAUCUUAUAGCACUAACUAUCUAGAUAGUGAAGAAUCGUUGAACGAAGAUGGAUCUUCGACUUCACUUGUUUCUGAUAAGCAUCUCUCUCCGUAUGUUUCGCCAUUGAAAGUUUCAAUGGAGGACAUUUCAAAGUCUCCGACSAUUCACGAAGAAGUAGAAAAAGUCGACGAAUCUAGGAAGAGUCUGUCGAGAAACCCUAGACUCGGUCGUUCGACUGGAGACUUGUCAUUCGAGCCUGGGGGGACAUUAAAGAGAAAAACAAGCGAACUGAAUCCUUGGCAAGUAGAGGACAUGGACGUACCAGAAGCAUUUGCCGAGGCAUUAUGGGAUCACGUGACCAUGGAUCCAGAAGAGUUGAGUUUUAAGGCCGGUGACAUCAUCACUGUGAUCAGUAUGACGAACAUUGAUUGGUGGUUUGGUCAGGUUGGUGAACUGGUUGGUUGGUUCCCUGCGCCUUUUGUUCGGGUUCGCGUUUCGCAGACGUUAGACGAGUUGGAAAACCAUCUCGCUCCUCCAGUCAGAACAAGACGAUUCACUAAUGAAGGAAUGUUGACGAGAGACGUUGUACGAGCAAGAGUAGUCAAUGAAAUCCUAGAAACUGAAAAKUCGUACGUCAAGAAUUUAAAGGACGUUGUUGAGGGAUAUUUACGACAAGCYCAGAAAAGAAACGAAAUGUUUUUGGAAGAAGAAAUCUAUUUAUUAUUUUCAAACAUCGAAGAGAUUUACACAUUCCACCAGAAGCUUCUGUCUCAGAUGAAGAAGUGCUACGUGAAGGGCGAUCCUUGUGCUAGUCAAAUAGGAGCUGUCUUCUUAGAAAACAAAUUAGGCUUCAACAUUUAUUCGGAAUACUGCAACAACCACCCACAAGCGAUUGCAGAGUUUAAGAUUUUAAACGAAAAAGCAAAGUACAAGCACUUCUUUGAGGCCUGUAGACUGCUACAAGACAUGAUCAACAUCUCAUUGGAUGGCUUUCUAUUGACACCAGUGCAAAAAAUCUGCAAAUACCCGUUGCAGUUAGCAGAGYUACUCAAACACACUCAUAACACCCACAAAGACUACGAACCCGUUCGACAAGCUCUGGAGUCCAUGAAAAACGUCGCAGCGUUAAUAAACGAACGAAAACGAAAAGUCGAAAACAUCAGCAAAAUUGCUAAAUGGCAAAGUACCAUUGAGAACUGGGAGGGAGAAAAUGUGUUGGAGCGAAGUUCGGAGCUGAUUCACUCUGGUGAGGUGUAUAAAGUAUUCAAUGGAACGACGCAAGAACGCGUUUGCUUUUUAUUUGAYCAUCAGUUGAUAUACUGUAAGAAGGAUAUUCUMAGAAAGAACGGUUUGACGUACAAAGGUAGAAUUGACAUGGACUUGGCUCGGGUAGAGUGGCUGGAGGAUGGCGAAGAAACGUACAAAAACGAGCCACUCCACAACGCAUGGCGAAUAUUUAAUGCCGCUGACUCCAAAUGGUACAUAGUUUUCACAAAAAAGCUCGAAGACAAAGAAAAGUGGAAAGAUGCAUUUGAAACCGAAAAGAUGAAAGCUAAGGAAGAGGAACAAUCUGGUCUUUCAAUAUCACAAAGCACAAGAAGAGCUGUUAUGAGGUCUGCUAGUUCUUCUAUCAAAGGAAGAAAGGCAGCUGAAAAAAGAGAAAAAUUCCUGGGUCGMUCAUCGUCACAGACCGAUUUCCUCAAAUCACCUCCAUCGCCGAUUUUACGACUUCCGCCUGCUGUUUCGAGCGCAGAUUUUAUAAAAGAAGAAGACGCUGCUGURAARGAAAGUGUCUURGGCUUUCUCCAAAGAACAUCAGCAUUACGAAGAAGUUUUGGAUUACGAGGAAGUAAAAGAAAUCACAAAGACAAGCGAACUAGUUCCGUUUUCUAGAAAUUAAUAAAAUAAAUAAUUGUAGAUAUUGUAUAGUGCCCAGGCUCUUCCACUUUUAAMUGUGGCUGGYCAGGACCUGGGAAAUGAAACUUGGAACCUACCGAAAAAAAASUUAAAGAAAAAAUACUAAACUCGCAUUCUAUGCUGUUGCAGUUCAAUACUAUUUUUGCACAAGGCAGGCAAUGCCGUCUGAGAGGAGGAAURCCCUCAAUAUUCUUUUCACGUAACAAUCCAAAUGUGAAAAWUUCGAAAGGGCUGGAAUURUUUUCAGUAUAUUUUAUAGGUAUUAUAAAAAUAUAUGAAGAGAUGACACAUUUUCGUGUUGAGUGAAAUUCAAUUAUCAUAUAAAAAUCAUGCUUACUUUUUAUAAAUCAAAAAUUAAAGUUGGAAAAUUAUCAAUUCAUGAUAGGUURCCAAGUUUUGUUCAAAAGCAACAAGCUUAUGAAGGAAUAAAGAUUGAAUYAUCA
Exaiptasia diaphana is the source of this 5018-nucleotide messenger RNA. RefSeq lists its product as uncharacterized. The record is from RefSeq and is a predicted model, not a curated record. The transcript has 13 exons. The coding region runs from base 361 to 4551 and encodes 1396 amino acids. NCBI's taxonomy places the organism in Eukaryota, Metazoa, Cnidaria, Anthozoa, Actiniaria, Aiptasiidae. Gene Ontology annotation, cellular component: cytoplasm. Gene Ontology annotation, biological process: intracellular signal transduction. Gene Ontology annotation, molecular function: guanyl-nucleotide exchange factor activity; protein binding.